Messenger RNA from Dibothriocephalus latus, 768 nucleotides. The record is from the annotation of a GenBank genome assembly. Lineage: Eukaryota; Metazoa; Platyhelminthes; Cestoda; Diphyllobothriidea; Diphyllobothriidae.
AUGCUCUUGUGCAGAUUCACCAAGCGUCGUGUUGCUUUGAAGAUUUUGUACUUUGGUUGGGAUUACAAUGGACUUGCCCGCCAAGAGUUGAACAAGAUAACCAUCGCUGAAAGGGUUAUUGAAAGUUUUGAGAAGUGUAGAAUGCUCGAGGACACGGAUGCAUGCUCCUUCGCUGCUUGCGGUCGUACUGACAAAGGUGUCAGUGCAUUGUCGCAGGUAUUGAAAUAUAACCACUGUAUAUUCCUACAGGUGAUUACUUUGCUUCUUCGAUCCAACGCCCAUUCCGGAAUCGGUGUCACUGCACCGGAAGAUAAAUCCGUCUUGCGUAAGCAUUCCAUUGUUCCUAUUCCAAAGGUUCACUUCGGCCUGUGGUUUAUCCGCACUUUCCCGAAGAUGAAUGUCCUCUUACAUAAAUCCAUAUCCGAGAAACGAUAUCUGAUCGUAGCUAGCGACUCCGAAAAACCAGAAAUAGACUAUGUUCUCGUCGGUAAUCGAAAUCUGCCAGCAGACAUACGCAUUUUGGCUUGGGCCCCAGUGCCUCCAGAGUUCACGGCAAGACACAGCUGUCUUAGCCGAUCUUACAAAUACUUCUUUCCUGCAAGCGGUCUAGACCUACAGUCCAUAAAGUCCGCUGCGAAAAAAUUCGAAGGGGCGCAUGAUUUCAGAAAUUUCUGCUCUUCUCAAGUAUCCAACGGCGUCGUGAAUCACGAGAGAAGCAUACUUUCAGUGGAUCUUAACGUUCUUGACUCAUCACUCCCAGAAGGGUAA